AUUUUUCAGCCAGUCUGAUUUCGUUUGCGGAGGGACGUACUCGCUCGUUCAAUUUUAGUGCUGUGCCCUUAACUGUCAAAUUUCGAAAAAAUCCAACUUAAAGAUGGCUGACGCAGUAAAGAAAUCUAGAAUAGUAAGUGACGACGAAAACCUGGAAGAAGCUUUCCUAGAGGAAUUUAACCUAAGACUAAAAAACUGCAUGAGCCAAGACGAUCUUCAAAAAGAAACAGAACCUCCGGAACCAGACGACAUCUACGAAAACAUAAAUUCGCCCAAAAAAGUGAUCCUUGACACGAAUAAUUUUUUACAAACGGAAAUCGAAGAAAACCACUAUGAGGUGCCAAAAGGUACCCGAUUGAAAAAUGGUACGAAAGAAAACGGACAUAAAAGCGAAGAGGAAAUUUAUGAAUCUAUUCCAGAAAAGACUGAUACAAAUUUGGACCAAAAUUACAUUCCGAUGGUAGAAAAUAAGAACGAAAUAGAUUUAAGUCCUCAAAAGUCUGAAGAAUACGAACCUAUGGGGCUUGAAGAAGUAAGGUCCAAUCUUUACGAGAGCGUAGAAUUAGCAAAAACAGAACAACCCCCGAAAAAAGCAACUCCUACCCUAAAUCUUCCUACAACAUGUUUUACAGAUUAUUCAGAAGACAUGUCACCAGACAAAGAAGGCAAAUGCUCAGUUACAGCCAGAGACAGAAUGCUUCUGAGCUGUGACGAUACAUCAACACUUUUAUUUACUCAAACCGUUACUUCCCCAAUGCUGACCCCAAGUGAAGAAAACAUCGACUUCCUAAAAGGCUUCCAAAGAGAUAAUACUAUAUCUGAAAGUACUGCGACUAACAGUAGCCCUCCUAAAGACUUAGAAGAGAAACUUGAAGCCUCCGAAACCAGCCCCGACGUUUCUGAGAAUUUGGAAGAAGAAAAGACUGCUGCAGCAGAAAAUUUUUACGAAAAUACCGAUUUUUACAAUAACACUACACCAGAAAAUAUGUACGAAAACGUCAAUAUGGAAGCUAAUGCUGCUUCUAAUGUUGAAGAAGAAGCAAUUUACGAACAAUUAGAAUUAAAAAACAAAACUCCUGAAGAACAAGAAGAAGGAAAUAUUUAUCAAAAUAUCGAAGAAGCUUUAGCUGAAGAUGUAAUACAGAAAAAUCGUAAAAGUCAAGAUACAGAUGAAGGUAGCUUAGAGGAAUUUAUAAGAUAUGAAAAGGAAGUUUCGGAAAGCUUUUUGGUUAAUAAGGAACGUUUUGAAGAAGACAUAGAAGAAGAAAUCAAUGAUGUUGAAGGGGAAAAUAUUCAAGAAUUUGAUAAUCAGGAAGUUAUUGAUCCACCAGUCGAACAAGAAACAAUCUCUACAACGGAAAAAACUAUUGCCGAACCCUUACAAAAUGGACAACAAGAAUCUAUGGAAAGCAUUCAAACAAGUUUAGAUUCAGUCUCAGAAAGCAAAGAAAAAAUAUUCUCAGAAACUUAUAAGGAACUAAUUUAUCAUCAAAAAUCCGAAUCAAAUUCAAAUUAUUACGAAAAAUAUACCGAGGUACUGACCAAGAAAUCUAAAACUAACGAUUUGAUGACUAACAGAGAAAAAGAUACAGAAACAGUACCAGCCGAGAUAGUGAAAAACUUAAAAAGCCAAUUCCAAAGUAAAGCGGAUGGAGCGGAGGUGGUAGGCAUUGUAAGAAAAGUGACCAAUACUACUGCAGCUGAAAUCAAAAGUGCAAAUAUAAUUAAUCAAAUAAAAACAAAGUUUGAGGGAGCAACAGACAGUGGAGGAGGAAAAACUACUGUUGUUGAUGGUGAUACUACCGAAUAUUCAGAAACUAUAGUAGAGACCAAUGCUCCUGGUGAAAAAUGCAUUAAAAAGAAAAAAGUGAAAAAGACCAGAAAAGAGGAAAAAGAAAAUAUUUCUGUUACAGAAAACGGACAAGUAGAUGGGGAAAACUUUUACAAUGUUAGCGUGAAAAAUUUGUGUAGAUCGUUUGGCGAUUUAACAAAAUUAGAAAAGGAUAGAAAUAAUAGAAAGAAUAUUGACAGAAUGCGUACUAAAUCAUUGACUGACAUGGAAAUUAGUCAUUCUAACAAUAAAACCAUCGAAAAUGUAUUUUCCGGAGUAUCAGUACGGACUUUGAAAGAAAAAUUUAACAGCGCUGGAAAUAACACUAACUGUAACCCGCUCAAAGGUUCAAACAAGAAAUCAAGUUUCUCCAAAUUUGACGCUCUACAAAAGAAAAAUGUACUUCAUGUUAGAUCAUCGGACUCUACCAAAGCUCAAGAAAAAUUCAGUAAUGGAAGCCAGAUUGAAUUAUCUACAAACUGCAAGUCGUGCGGCAAGCAAGUAUUCCAAAUGGAACAAAUCAAAGCUGAGCGGUCUUUAUGGCACAAAAACUGCUUUAGAUGUACGGAAUGUAGCAAACAGCUCACGGUCGACACCUACGAAAGUAAUGACGGUUCUUUAUACUGCAAACCUCAUUUUAAAGCUCUCUUCGCACCAAAAGCUGUAGAAGAAGAUGCAUCUCCCAAACCAAGACGUCCUGAAUUAAUAAUUCGUGAAAAUCAGCCACAGGAACUGCCUCCUGAUGUAGUUAGAGCAAGCGAUAAGCCCGACUUGGGCCUCGAAGAACUCCAAAGCCUUAACGUAAAAGAAAGGUUCCAAGUAUUCGAGCAUUACCAGCAACAAACUGAAACUAACGAAAUGGAAAAAGGAGCUCUCAAUGUCAAGAGAUCACCCAGUAUCUUAUCAAAAUUAGCUAGAUUCCAGAAACAUGGUAUGGAUAUUGGCGUCUCCAACGAAGCUUUAGAUGGAAUUCCGAUUGAAGAGUCUGAAUCGGAAGAGGAAGAAGACGAUGUGCCAGAUGGUGAAGAUGCCGAUCUGGUUAGAGCAAAGAAGGUGCAAAAAGAAAAACCCUUCCACUUUACCGGAAUGUCUGAUGUGAAGAAAAGAUGGGAACAGGGCGAUAAUGCCAGAGAAGAAAGGAGAGAGGAGACUAAACAGGAAAUACAGAAUAUUAGGACUAGAUUGUUUAUGGGAAAGCAAGAAAAAAUGAAGGAAGCUUACCAGCAAGCGGUAAUGGAAAGCGAAUCAAGCUCAAACCUUAGAAAGAAUAUUUCGGAAAAAAUCGAAGCCUGUGAUACUAAAUCUAUUAAAGAACGAUUCGAGAAGGGAGAAAAUGUCAACGAGAAAACUGACAAGGAAAACAGAAACGAAGAAGAAGAAGUUUACGAAAGCGAAAUAAGCAAGAAAUCAAGAUCUUUGUUCCUAGAGUUAGACGCUAGUGCAUCGAAAGCUCCCCAACUUUCUCCUGUAACUCCACCGAAAUUGGAAGUUAAAAAAGCUAGAGAGGCUUAUUUAGAAAAGGCUUCAAAAGAGGAUACAGUAAAAUCAACUGAAACUGUUGAAGAAGUAGAAGUAAAAACGGCAGAUAUACAAGAAAGAUUUAAAUUUUUUGAAACUUACAAAGAACCCGAGAAGCACAAGAAGCAGUUUAGGAUAACUCCUCCCAGAGAUCCUUCUCAAGUUAAGACCGAGACUCCAGAUCGUGAAAUUUACCGAGACCCUGAUGUUAUCAGAGCAGAUGAAGAAUUCGUGGACGACUCAAAAGUCGCCCAAGAGUCGCAUACAGCCUCAAAAAUGUUAAAUAAAUUCAGGCAAAUGGAAGAGAAUCUUACCAGGGAACCAGAAAUUCAAGGUCCCAAACCACUCAAAUGUUUCACACCACCUCCAGAACCUUCGAAACCAGAAACCCAGAGCGAAGAAGAGGAAUCUUCAGAAUACGAAGAAGAGGAGGAAGAAACAGAGGAAGUAGAUAACAGCGGAAAAUUGCCACAAGAUCUUAUUGAAGCGCAAAAAGCAGCUAGAGCUAAACAGUUGAGAGCCAAAUUUGAGAAAUGGGAAGCAAACGAAAUUAAAAAGGAACAAAACUCAAUUAAUAUCACUGAAGAGUAUGGCGAAGAACAAUCGCAGAUUGAAUCUACUAGAGUGUUAAGGGCAAGAUUUGAGCAAAUGAGAGGUAGUAGCACCGAGACGGCUAAAUCGGCAAGAGUGAAGCCAAAUCGCUUUGUGUGAAAGAACAAUUAACGUAAGAUUUAUCAAAAACAUAAUCGUCCCUCGUCAAAGUGUCAAUGUAAAUUUUAUUGUCUUGAAAAUGUGAAAAAAAAACGACUAAAUUAAUUUUGUCGUUUUUACUACACACUUCUUCUGUACUUCAUAUUAUAGGAUAUUAGACAGUUGAGCUACUAAACUUGUUUUUAUUGUUCUUCCAAUACAAGCUAAAAGCGCUUAAUUUAAUUCGGUAGCUUAAUUUGUCUAGUAGAAGUUUUUGAGGGUAAUAUCCAAUUUUGAGACUAGAACAAAUAGAUACGAUAAUUCACUCAAAUUUGGAUUGCUCCAGUUCUAUUUCUUGUAUAUAUAAAUGUAGGUAAAAGAGGCAAUAGAAAACAAAAUUAGAAAAAACUUCCUUUUUGAUAAUCUACUUUUUAGAAGAAGGGAUGUAUUAGGGUACUUUUGUUAUGUCAUGUUUUUACAUUUUAUACCAAUUUACGUGUGAUUUUUUUGUCUUUAAUUAUUUGUUGAAACUGCGAUGAAAUAAUUGAAGCAAAUUUCAUCCUAAAAUAAACUCUCCAAUAAAGUUAUGUUCACUAUGUUAGCUAUUUUCAAGCGCUUUGUUGAUUUUACUGAAAUUUGAUAGUUUAUUAGUACCUAUUUAUUAUUUUUAAGGAGAAAACUAUUACCGCUUUGAACGCGCAUGUUUCUAGUAGAAAAAUAUUUUGUUGAAACGUUUUAGUCUAUAAUAUGGCUUUAAUUACUCAAAACAAACUAAUUUUUGUAUUAAUAUUUUUGGAUGGCAGACCUUAUUACUACAAGAAAGGCUUACAGAAAAAUGCGAAAUAUUUACAACAAAAAUAAAUGUGCAGUUGAGUAGCAUGGCAGAAUCAUUGACAUAAACAGUUUCAACUCCCUUACUUUGGACCUUUGAUUCACAAAAAAAACCUAAACGAAAGCAGCGGAGAGAUUGUCUUCAAGAAUCUGUAUAAUUUGAGACCAGAAAAUAGAUUUAUUUUUCUCCAAAGUUUUUCUUGUAGUAGGUAUAAGUAUGCAAACAUUGUUGGGACAGGAACUGGAUUAUACAGAAACUUAUUGAUAAUAUGGAAUUGCAAUUUAUCCACUUAAAAAACAUUAAAUUGACUGCAAAUUUAUUUUAGACUCAUAUCACGAUUUGAUUUGCAGUCAUUAUAGGCACUUAAACGUCUCAAUGUCCUAGAGGUAGAUCUAAUUAAAUCUCUUCAAUGUUCUGAUACAAAUAUCCAAAAAAAAUAAAACACCCGAUAGUAAAAUAAUCCAUUUUUAAUUUAUUUUUGAUGUUAGCUGUUAGCCAAAUAAUUAGAUAAUAUUUUUCGUCAUUGAGCAUAAAUACGAUUUUAUUUAUUACAAUUUAUGUGUGGAAUUUAGAAAUUAUUUGUUUUAUUAUUAUUGUAAUUGUAUUUCUUAAUUCCACAUUAUGUUUUUAAUGUAUUAUUGAUGUUUUAGGUAGUUACAUUAUUAUUGUGCCAAUUUUUUUAAAAAUAUGUUGAGUGAUUU
Ceutorhynchus assimilis (cabbage seed weevil) is the source of this 5572-nucleotide messenger RNA. The record is from the annotation of a GenBank genome assembly. Lineage: Eukaryota; Metazoa; Arthropoda; Insecta; Coleoptera; Curculionidae.